UUCGGAGUCCAGACUCCAGACUCCAUACAUGCUACUCUCCUCCUCCCCACCAACUACCAGUCAUUCGUCAUUCUCCACGCAAGGGAGAAAAACGUGAUCUGGGGAACAGGAGGGUGGGGAUCGCAAGUGCAGAAACUAUCUCCGACUCUUCGUAUCCCAUGAUGUCUAUAAGAUCGAACGAUCCCCCCCCUACCGUGGCCUGAAUCUUUGCUCUGUUGCAGAAUGCAAUCGUUCUCUCCAUACUGAUUGAAGGAUAUCACUUGGACCGCCUAUCCCGUCCACCGGAAGUUCGGUAAUAUCCUGAACAGCACCCUUGGUUACUGACAUCAUGGUCGCUGGCGGUGGAGUUGUUUCUGCGUCCGGCAUGGAUGUGUACCGGACGCUGCCCAACAACACAAACGCCAACUGGUUCAAGGACAAGGGCCUCCGGCGCCUGAAUUUGGGCCUCAUACUUAUGUUUGCCUCCGCUGCAGCCAAUGGGUAUGACGCUGCUUUGAUGAAUGGGCUCCUGACCCUCCCGAUGUUCGCGAAGAAUGUCAGCGAGAAUAUAAGCUCGAACAUAGAGGGUCUGAUCAUUUCCGGGAUUUCCCUAGGAGGCACGAUUACGUUUAUCCCGGCUUCGUACUUCGCGGAUUACUUCGGCCGCAAAACGUCCGUCGCACUUGGAUCGGCCAUCAUGAUUGUCGCGAGCGUGAUCCAGGCGGCCACCGUCGGCCGCUGGGCGUUCUUUGGAACGAGAAUCGCGAUGGGGGUGGGCCUGGGUUUUGCACAGACAGCUGCUCCACCGCUGACUACGGAGAUAGCUCACCCCCGGCAUCGGGGCGUGGUCACGGCCAUCUUUCAGGCGACUUGGUACUGGGGCGCGAUUCUGGCUGCUGCGGUGUGCUUGGGGACUCUUUAUCUUGAGGGUAGCACGUGGUCCUGGCGGAUUCCUUGCCUGGUCCAAUGUUUCUUCCCGGCGGUGCAGUUGCUCGGACUGGUCAUCGUCCCGGAAAGCCCGCGGUGGCUCGUGUCGAAGGACCGGCGCGACGAGGCCUUGCAAAUCCUCGCCCGCUACCAUGGGAAUGGGGACACGUCCGAUCCCUUGGUUCAGUUCGAGUUCUCUGAAAUCUGUGGCGCAAUCGACCUAGAGAACUCCGCCGCCCAGAAAAGUGGCUGGUCGGCAUUCAUUGCGACCAAGGGCGCUCGGCAUCGCCUGGCCAUUUGUCUCCUGGUCGGGGUAAUGAUCCAGUGGGCAGGGAAUGGUGUCAUCUCUUACUAUCUCGCACCCAUUCUGCGAUCCGUUGGCAUCACCAAUCCCACGCAGCAGUCUGCCAUUAACCUGGGCCUUCAGGCAUGGAACGCAGUCUGUGCCGCCGGCGGUGCCGUCGCCGCGGAGAAAUACGGCCGACGCCCGCUCUGGAUGCUCUCGACGGUGCUGAUGCUGCUCUUCUUUUCCCUGGCCACUGCCCUGUCCGCCGUGUUCGAUCAAUCGGCCAUCCAGGCUGCUGGCAGUGCGGUCGUCGCAUUCCUCUAUCUGUUCUACGGUGCCUAUGAUAUCGCCUAUACCCCACUCUCCAUUGCCUACCCGGUCGAGAUCAUGCCGUUCUACCUGCGCACCAAGGGCUUGUCGCUAAGCCUCACGGCGCAGUUUGCCGCGGGCUUCUUCAACCAGUUCGUGAAUCCCAUUGCUCUCGGUGCGAUCCAGUGGAAGUUCUAUUUCGUGUACCUUGGUCUGCUGGUCAGUUUCGUGGGUAUCGUGUACUUUGUGUUUCCGGAGACCAAAGGCCACACGCUCGAAGAGAUUGCCGUGAUCUUCGACGGUCCUGGAGCAGAGACGGAAGUCCAGCGGGAUUUGGCUGCUGUCAUUGCGUUGGAGCGGGAGGUAAAAGCGCCUCUGAAGGAGGAGUUGGAGCACGCUCCAUAAAUGUGACGCGUGGGGCGCGUGUGAUUGAGGAGUAUCUCUCCUGGGCGUGAUUCUCCUGCAAGCAGUGAUCAAUGAUAUCGAUAUAACGGAACGUAGUCUUGGGAGCUGUGUAUAUAUAGUAUAGUAUAUUGUUGGUGAAAAUCGCCCCCGAAUAGUG
Aspergillus pseudotamarii is the source of this 2063-nucleotide messenger RNA. Its product is annotated as general substrate transporter. The transcript has 4 exons. Gene Ontology annotation, cellular component: membrane. The coding region runs from base 329 to 1906 and encodes 525 amino acids. Gene Ontology annotation, molecular function: carbohydrate:proton symporter activity. Gene Ontology annotation, biological process: transmembrane transport; carbohydrate transport. The record is from RefSeq and is a predicted model, not a curated record. Lineage: Eukaryota; Fungi; Ascomycota; Eurotiomycetes; Eurotiales; Aspergillaceae.